Messenger RNA from Leptosomus discolor (cuckoo roller), 1332 nucleotides. Lineage: Eukaryota; Metazoa; Chordata; Aves; Leptosomiformes; Leptosomidae. The record is from RefSeq and is a predicted model, not a curated record.
GGCUGGGUCCGCUCGGUCCGAUCUCAGAAGGAGAUUUUGUUCCUGCAUAUAAAUGAUGGGAGUUCUCUGGAAAACCUCCAGGUGGUUGCUGAUCCCAGCCUGGAAAAUAGAGACUUGACUUUUGGAAGCGCAGUGGAAGUGCAAGGGGAACUGGUCAGAAGUCCUCACAGGAUGCAAAACAUGGAGCUGAAAGCCGAAACCAUCCGUGUGGUGGGACCUUGUGAUACUUUGUCCUUCCCCCUGAAAAUAAAGGAGAGGCACCCGCUGGAGUAUGUCCGACAGUUCCCUCACCUGCGGUGCAGGACCAACACGCUCGGCUCGCUCUUGAGAAUCCGCAGCGAAGCCACUGCAGCCAUCCACUCCUUCUUCCAGGAUAAUGGCUAUGUGCAUAUUCAUACCCCCAUAAUUACAUCAAAUGACUGUGAAGGUGCUGGAGAGCUCUUUCAGAUUGAGACGCCAAAUGAGGCAAAGGAAUCUGCAGAAAAGACCCAUUUCUUCAAUGUGCCUGCCUUCCUGACAGUUUCUGGCCAGCUCCAUUUGGAAGUGAUGGCAGGGGCUUUUACCCACGUGUUCACCUUCGGCCCGACCUUCCGAGCGGAAAACUCACAGAGUCGCCGGCACCUGGCAGAGUUCUAUAUGGUGGAGGCUGAGCUCUCCUUCACUGAAAGCCUCCAAGACAUCAUGCAGGUUAUGGAAGAUCUUUUCAAGACAGUGACAAGUACUGUGCUCUCCAAAUGUCCUCGUGAUGUAGAGCUUUUUCAUAAAUACAUAGCUCCUGCCCAGAAGGAUAGGUUGGAACAAAUGCUGAAGAACAAAUUUGUGAGAAUUUCCUACAAUGAAGCAGUGGAAAUUUUGAUAAUUUCCUACAAUGAAGCAGUGGAAAUUUUGAAGCAAGCUUCUCAGACUUUCACUUUCAAGCCAGAGUGGGGCUGUGACUUCCAGACAGAACAUGAAAAGCACCUGGUGAAGCACUGUGGGGAGGUUCCCGUGUUUGUGAUUAACUACCCAUACGACCUCAAACCUUUCUACAUGAGGGACAACGAAGAUGGACCUCAACACACAGUUGCAGCUGUGGAUCUCCUCGUACCAGGAAUAGGGGAGUUGUGUGGAGGCAGCUUGAGAGAGGAGCGACUGCCCUUCCUCGAAUCACGCUUGCAGAGAUUAGGACUCGCAGAGGCCUACCAAUGGUAUCUAGACCUCCGAAAAUUCGGCUCAGUUCCUCAUGGAGGCUUCGGAAUGGGGUUUGAACGCUACCUGCAGUACAUCUUGGGAGUUGACAACAUCAAAGAUGUUAUUCCUUUCCCCAGGUUUUCUCACUCCUGUCUCCUAUAG